This is a messenger RNA of Acyrthosiphon pisum (pea aphid), 603 nucleotides long. It is a transcript of the gene Cth, whose product is annotated as Cystathionine gamma-lyase. Gene Ontology annotation, cellular component: cytoplasm. Lineage: Eukaryota; Metazoa; Arthropoda; Insecta; Hemiptera; Aphididae. Gene Ontology annotation, molecular function: cystathionine gamma-lyase activity; pyridoxal phosphate binding. Gene Ontology annotation, biological process: transsulfuration. The record is from RefSeq and is marked provisional.
AAUAUUUUAGUAAAAAUGGCGGAUUCGAAUGACCUGCAGUGCCAGAAGAAGAUCGAUCCUCACUUUGGAACUAAAGCCAUUCACGUGGGCCAAAGUCCCGACCAGUGGUCUUUUAGAGACGUCGUUCCUCCGAUUUCGUUGACCACCACCUACAAACAAUUCGGUCCAAACGAUCAUGCUGGAUUCGAGUACAGCAGAGGCGGAAAUCCGACAAGACAAGUGUUGCAGAACUGCAUUGCUUCGCUGGAUUGUGGCAAACACGGUCUGACCUUUGCGUCCGGCCUAGCCGCCACUACGGCCGUGAUCCAACUGUUGCAGGCUGGAGACCACAUUUUGUGCGGCGAUGACAUGUACGGUGGCACAAAUCGGUACUUCUCGAAGAUCGCGUCUAAAUUCAAUGUGAAAUUCACAAUGACUGACAUGACGGACGACAAGAACGUAGCGAAAUUGAUUUUGCCCGAGACCAAGUUGGUGUGGAUGGAGAGCCCUACAAACCCAUGCAUGAGAGUUGUAGACUUGGAAUCGAUUUCGACGAUUGUUCAUAACAUACGAAAAGACAUCAUCAUAGUUGUCGACAACACGUUCCAGACACCUUAUUUCCAA